AGUUUUAGGUUUUUAUUUAAGUUAUGCUAAGUGACUUAUAGAUAAAUCAUAUUACAAUACUGUAACUGAAGUAAAUAAGAUAAGAAAUUUCAAAAAAGGUCAAUUUUGGUUCUUCUAUUGUGAAAUUUGUUAAAAUUUUAUGCAUGCAUAUUAUCAUUUUUCAUUAGUAAUCGUCCAUACGUACAAACAGUAUUAAAACAUGUCUUUGAAAACUUUAUCCACUUAUUUAUUAAAAGCAAAAUCAUCACAAAACCAUGUAUCGAGAUUAUUUAGCCUACACAAAUUAUCUGAUGAGCAUUUAAUGCUUCAAAAAACAUGCAAGGAUUUUGUAGAGGCUGAACUUAAGCCAAUUGCUGCCCAGCUUGAUAAAGAACACAAAUUUCCAGCAGAACAGAUAAAAAAAAUGGGUGAAUUGGGUCUUUUAUCCAUAAACGUGGAUGAAAAAUGGGGUGGAGCCGGACAGGACAUGUUAUCUACAGCGGUGGCUGUAGAAGAAAUCGCACGAGGCUGUGGUGGUUCUGGCACCAUUGUAUCUGUCCAUAAUUGUUUGUAUGUUAAUUUAUUAAAUAGAUGUGGUACCGAUAAACAAAAGGAACAAUUUUUGAAGCCCUUUACUAGCGGCACACUGGGAUGUUUUGCUCUUAGUGAACCAGAUGCUGGUAGUGAUGUAGGUGGUAUGUCCACCACGGCCGUCCUAGACGGUGAUAAUUACAUUUUAAACGGUACUAAAUCGUGGGUAACCAGCGGUACCGAGGGAAAAGCCGCCAUUGUUUUCGCCACCAUCGACAAAUCCCUGAAACACAGGGGAAUCACAGGGUUCAUUAUUCCAAUGCCUACUGCCGGUCUAUCGUUGGGCAAGUUGGAAGAUAAAUUAGGAAUUAGGGCGUCGCCAACUUGUAAUUUGAUUUUGGAAGAUGUUAAAGUACCUAAAGAGAAUUUGUUAGGACGCCCUGGUGAAGGUUUCAAAAUCGCCAUGCAACAGCUCGACAAGGCGCGCGUGGGGAUCGCCGCCCAGGCUCUGGGCAUCGCCCAAGCGGCCCUGGAAGUAGCCGUAGCCUACGCAGGCCAACGCAAAGCUUUCGGCCAGCCGAUCAACCAACUGCAAGCCGUCAAACUGCGUCUCGCCGACAUGGCCUUGAAACUGGAAUCGGCCCGCCUGCUCGUCUGGCGCGCGGCUGCGCUCUGCGACCAACCGGAACGCUCGACGAAGGGAUCGUCCAUGGCGAAGUUGGCCGCGAGCGAGGCGGCCACCUUUGUUUCGCACAGCGCCAUCCAGAUUUUGGGAGGCAUGGGUUACGUCAGCGAUAUGCCGGCCGAGAGGCAUUACAGGGAUGCCAGGAUCACCGAGAUUUAUGCCGGGAUCAAUGAUAUUCAGAGGUUGUUGAUCGGGGAUCUAAUUGUUAAGGAGUACGAAUAAGUUUGGGAUGGUGGGAUUGUUAUGUUAUGUAGGUAUUGAACUUUAUACAGAAACUUUAUUUUUAUAAGCAUACAUUUCAAUAUACAAUCAAUUAUAUUUUUAUACUUUUGGUUUCAUUUAUUAUAACUUUUAAUAAAAAUACUGCUAAGUAGGUAGGUACUAAAAAAUCAACUACAACAGUUAAUAUUUUAUAUGAUAAGUUCAUUUAGUAUCGCAAGAAUCAAAAAGACCCUUCUUUCUUUGGCGCUCAAAUUCUUUUUCAAUGUCGUAUGUC
Messenger RNA from Brassicogethes aeneus, 1691 nucleotides. Lineage: Eukaryota; Metazoa; Arthropoda; Insecta; Coleoptera; Nitidulidae. The record is from the annotation of a GenBank genome assembly.